Drosophila melanogaster (fruit fly) is the source of this 1394-nucleotide messenger RNA. It is a transcript of the gene Uch-L5, whose product is annotated as ubiquitin carboxy-terminal hydrolase L5. Bases 119 to 1093 code for a protein of 324 amino acids. The transcript is spliced from 2 exons. Gene Ontology annotation, molecular function: cysteine-type deubiquitinase activity. NCBI's taxonomy places the organism in Eukaryota, Metazoa, Arthropoda, Insecta, Diptera, Drosophilidae. The record is from RefSeq and is marked reviewed. Gene Ontology annotation, biological process: ubiquitin-dependent protein catabolic process; protein deubiquitination.
CCGUCACAUCUGGCAAGGUUGGUUCACUCUGUGAGUUGACAGAAAAUUUUGUGCAGUAAAAGCACCAUUUUUGUAGCGAAAUCUAUAGUAGAAAGAUAUUCAAGUGACUACUAUUAACAUGGGCGACGGUGCUGGAAAUUGGUGUCUCAUUGAAUCCGAUCCCGGGGUAUUCACAGAGCUUAUUCGCGAAUUCGGAUGCGAUGGGGCACAGGUGGAGGAGAUCUGGAGUCUCGACAGCGAGUCCUUCAAGAACCUAGAGCCCAUCCAUGGUCUGAUCUUCCUGUUCAAGUGGGUGCAGGAGGAUGAACCCGCUGGAAAAGUGGUCCUGGAUCGGGAGAACAUCUUCUUUGCCAAGCAGGUGAUCAACAACGCAUGCGCCACCCAGGCGAUCUUGAGCCUCCUGAUGAACCUGGAUCAUGAGGACAUCAAAUUGGGCGAGACCCUCACCAAUUUUAAGGAGUUCUGCCAGUGCUUCGAUCCGUACAACAAGGGAUUAACUUUGAGCAACGCUAGCCAGAUUCGCACGGUGCACAACUCCUUUGCUCGCCCAACACUCUUCGAGCUGGACACUAAGAACCAGAAGAAGGACGAUGACGUGUACCACUUUGUCGGCUAUAUGCCCAUCGGAGGAAGACUGUACGAGCUGGACGGCCUGAGGGAGGGACCCAUUGAUCUUGGUGAGAUCAAGUCGGAGCAGAACUGGAUCGAUGUGGUGCGUCCGAUUAUUGAGAAGCGCAUGCAGCGCUACAGCGACGGCGAGAUCCACUUCAAUCUGAUGGCUCUGAUCUCGGACAGGCAGCGCAUUUAUGAACAGCAGAUUGAGAAGCUGCUUAAUCCGGCGCCCAAUGCUAUGGACACUGAGGAGGAUCGACAGGCGGAGAUCAGUAGCUUGCGCACGUACAUAGAGUACGAGAUUCAGAAAAAGAAGCGCUACAAAGUGGAGAAUGUGCGGCGCAAGCACAACUAUUUGCCCUUCAUCGUGGAGCUCUUAAAAAUUCUGGGCGAGAACGGACAACUAAUGCCCAUCUACGAGAAGGCCAAGCAGAGGGCGCUAGAACGCGAGCAGGCGCAGCGCAAAAAGGAUACCGACUAAGCAUUUACAGUAUAUAUUUAAAAUUUCCCGUUGGACAAUUUAAAAUUGCUGCGAUAUUUGAAAUAAAAGAAAAAAGAAUGGAAAUUAUCAGAUAUUGAAACGAGGAGAGCCAGUUUAUAUUGCUCUUUAGUAGUUAGAUGAAACUGCCUUUGUACUGUACUUUAGUUUUUAUAUUAAACAUCCUGCUCUCUGCCAGUUAAUCGUACGCACAUCUGCGUGUUAAUCUAAAUAUACCUUAUACAUAUAGUAAAAAAUUUAAAUAGAACGCAAAAAUAAACAGUUUCGGUAACGUAAAGAAAAC